Medicago truncatula (barrel medic) is the source of this 1098-nucleotide messenger RNA. Its product is annotated as receptor-like protein 9DC1. Gene Ontology annotation, molecular function: protein binding. Bases 1 to 1098 code for a protein of 365 amino acids. Lineage: Eukaryota; Viridiplantae; Streptophyta; Magnoliopsida; Fabales; Fabaceae. The record is from RefSeq and is a predicted model, not a curated record. The transcript has 2 exons.
AUGGUACAGAUUGUUGCUCAUGGCUUGGUGUUUGUUACCUGUGACACAGUUUCUGGUCACGUAAUUGGCUUAGACCUCAGCUGCAAUGGCCUUCAAGGUAUGAUUCAUCCCAACAGUACACUUUUUCAUCUUUCUCAUCUCCAAACACUCAACCUUGCUCAUAAUAGAUUAUUCCCAACUCAACUUUCAUCCCAAUUUGGUGCUUUUGUCAAUCUUACACACCUCGACUUGUCUGAUACCAAGAUUCAAGGUGAAGUUUCUUCCUAUAUCUCACACCUUUCUAAAUUGGUGUCACUUGAUCUCUCCAUGAAUGACGAUUUAAAGUGGAUACAAGAAGUCACUUUGAAGAGGCUGCUGCAAAAUGCAACAUCUUUGACAGAGCUUGUUUUUGACCAUACAAACAUGUCUUUCAUUGCGCCAAGCUCAUUUUUUUCAUUUCUUAAUCUAUCUUCUUUGGUUGCUAUUAGUCUUAAAGGAAUUGGUUUAAGUGGAAACAUGAUGUCAAAUGAAAACACUCUUUGUUUGCCAAAACUUCAAGAGCUAUAUAUGUCAGCUAACUUCGACCUUCGAGGUCAACUUCCAAAGUUGAGUUGCAGCAUUUCCCUUACUGUAUUGGAUAUUUCACAAUGUCAAUUCCAAGGGUCAAUCCUACAGUUUUUCUCUAACCUCACACAACUUACCUUCUUGAGUCUCUCAGGAAACAAUGUAGGAGGCGAGCUACCUCCAUCAUGGCUUACAAGCCUUAAACAACUCACUCUCAUGGAUUUUUCAGGGAAUAAACUCAUCGGUCGAAUUCCGGAUGUGUUUGGUGGCCUAACCAAAUUGAAAACUCUCAAUUUUAAGAAUAACUGCUUAGAAGGACAAAUCCCAUCUUCACUCUUUCACUUAACAUCGCUUUCUUAUUUGGAUUGUUCGUCUAAUAAGUUAGAAGGUUACCUACCUAAUAAAAUAACAGUCCUUUCAAACCUGACAGCAUUAUGGCUCAAUAACAACACACUGAAAGGGACAAUUCCUUCUUGGUCUUUGUCUUUGCCAUAUUUGGUAGAUUUAGAUCUAUCAAAUAAUCAGUUUACAGGGCACAUAAUUUCCCUAGCUUAA